Molecule: messenger RNA, 2134 nt
Organism: Trichosurus vulpecula (common brushtail)
Lineage: Eukaryota; Metazoa; Chordata; Mammalia; Diprotodontia; Phalangeridae
Gene: CTSD
Product: cathepsin D
Exons: 9
Coding region: 128-1360 (410 amino acids)
Biological process (GO): proteolysis
Cellular component (GO): lysosome
Molecular function (GO): aspartic-type endopeptidase activity
Source: RefSeq, a predicted model, not a curated record
GACCGCUGAAACCUACCCGGGCAUCAGCUGACCCAGAAGCAGAGGCCGGGACUGCUCCGUCAUCGCCGCCUGCCCCGGGCCCUGCAGCAGCAGCCCCCGCGCCCCCAGCCCCGCCGCCGCCGCUGCCAUGCAGCCCUCCAGGCUGUGCCUCCUGCUGUGCGCGGCCGCCGCCCUCCUGGCACCCGCCUGCGCCCUCAUCCGAAUCCCCCUGCACAAAUUCAAGUCCAUCCGCCAGACCCUGAGGGAGGCAGGCAGCCCUGUGGAGCUGGCCAGGGAGCCCCUCUCCAAGUACGCCCUGGGAGGCCUUCCUGUCACUGAUGGCCCCAUCCCAGAAAUGCUCAAGAAUUACAUGGAUGCUCAGUACUAUGGAGCCAUCGGCAUCGGAACUCCCCCCCAGGAAUUCACUGUUGUCUUUGACACGGGCUCCUCCAACCUGUGGGUGCCGUCCAUCCACUGCUACUUUUGGGACAUCGCCUGCUGGCUGCAUCAUAAAUACAAUGGGAGUAAAUCCAGCACCUAUGUGAAGAACGGGACUGGUUUUGCCAUCCACUAUGGCUCAGGGAGCCUCUCGGGUUACCUGAGCAAGGACACCGUCAUGCUCCCCUAUUGCUCAGAGGAGGAAGGCUCAAAAAUCAGCUGUCUGAAGGUGAAGGAGCAGACGUUUGGGGAAGCCACCAAGCAGCCCGGCGUCACCUUCAUCGCGGCCAAGUUUGAUGGCAUCCUGGGCAUGGCCUUCCCCCGCAUUUCCGUGGACUCCGUCAUGCCGGUCUUUGACAAUCUCAUGAAACAGAAGCUGGUGGAGGAGAAUGUGUUUUCCUUCUACCUGAACAGGGACCCCACCGCCCAGCCUGGAGGGGAGCUGAUGUUCGGGGGCACAGAUAGCAAGUACUAUGAGGGAGAGUUCACCUACCUCAACAUCACUCGGCAGGCGUAUUGGCAAGUCCACAUGGACACGGUGGAGGUGGAAAAUUCCCUGACCCUGUGCAAAGAUGGCUGCGAGGCCAUUGUGGACACGGGCACCUCUCUCAUCACUGGCCCUGUAGAAGAGAUCAAGAAACUGCACAAAACGCUUGGGGCACUGCCUCUGAUCCAGGGGGAGUACAUGUUCCCCUGUGAGAAGGUGACCAGCCUCUUACCUGUCUCCUUCAUGCUGGGGAAAAAGGCUUUUAAACUCACAGGAGAACAAUAUGUCCUGAAGGUGAGCCAGGCUGGACAAACCGUGUGCCUGAGUGGCUUCAUGGGCAUGGAUAUCCCCCCACCGGGGGGACCCCUCUGGAUCCUGGGCGAUGUCUUCAUUGGCCAGUACUACACCAUCUUUGACCGGGACAACAACCGCGUGGGCUUCGCCAAGGCCCGCUGACCGCCUCUCCUGUCUCGCCCUCUCCCUCCCCUCUCCGCUGGGGUGGGGGGGACUUCUAUCAGAAAAAUGUAGAAAGAAUAUGGUCCAGACAAACCACUGUCCCCUCCAGCCCUCAUGAUGCCUAUCCACCACUUCCCGGGGCUCCUGGAGCCCCCUGCCCCCUCCCCCACUACUCUGCUGUAGUCUGAGGCUUCCUGUUCACGGGCUCCUUCCCCCAGAACCCCCCAGUCCCCACACUCGCGGGCAUAGGCAGAGCAGGACCAGAGCUGCUGCUGAGAGGUUUCUGUCUGUGUCCUCAGACCUUUGGGGAGAGAGGUUGAAAGCAGAGGGGGCAGGAGUCUUGGGUCAGCCCCCGGGAGAGGAGAAGCCUCCCCCAGCCUCCAUGCUGCAGGGCCUUGGGCUUCAUUCACUUCACCUCCCAUGAGGCUGAGCCCAGAGUGUUGGCCUGGGGCCUUGUCGCCUGGCUUCUGCUGUGAUCUCCUGCCUCCCAGGUCUGAGUGGAGGGAGGACUGGGGAUCCCAGAGCCCCAGCUCCAGCCCAGGAGGUCACAUCCUGCCUGAAAUGCCAUCUAGGACCUUGGGGCAGCAUGUGCGCCCCAAGGCCCUGGGGAUGGGGGGUAGCUCUGGGCUCCCCAAGGCCCUGGGGAUGGGGGGGCAGCUCUGGGCUCCACUCGGGAUGUGAAGCUGGGACCUCCAGCCCCUCCCCCAGCCCUCAUAUCUCACUGCUGUGAUUGUAAACAGUUGGAAUAAAAAUAAAGGCUUUGGGGGGACCUUU